ACGACUGAGUGCGGAUCGCCGCCGCUAUGCAGUAUUGUGCAGUCGGUUCGCGUAGCUUUCAACCGAGCUUUGAACAGACAACAGGUAGAUGAGAAUCAUGCGAAUCUCGAUGAGCCAACAAAAGGGCAAUUAAAGGAAAUAAUCCCCGAAGUUUAUAACGGACCCGAACCUAUCAUUGAUGAUAAUUAUUUGUCUUAUAUCCGUGGCCAGGUGUAAAGUGACCUGUCACAUGUCUGCGGAUAUUGAUUAUACAUUGGCAUAUGGAACCUAUAAUUUAACGCCGGCUCCGAACGGCAACAUUUUUAGAGAGGUUUUUAUUAGAACGCGUAAAGGUCUGUCGCGAUAGCGAGAGACGCAAGAAGCACGCGGUAGCCAAUCAACGUGCAGUUUUCCAUAAGAAAUAAAAGUUAAUUGGCCAUCGCAUCGUUUUUCGCUGCACGGCGAGGGCUUCCACAUUCUGUGUGUAGGAGUCAUUAAACACGUUGAUCUUUAGUUCACAUAAAAAUUUGAAUAGAAGGUUGAGUACGUGUCGAAGGAUCAAUUGACAUAUUUAACUUCGUACGCUAAUUACCACUAGAUAUUUCUUAUCAACGAGUGUUUGAUCCUGUCAGUAUAUGGCAGUGGGCAGAUUCCUCAGUGCUGUGGUGCAUUCUAGCUGCUGUUUGAAAAGCCAGUACAACUUUUAUAGAACUGCUAUGACUUCCUUGCUGGUUCCUCCGAUGUCAGUCCGUGGAAUGACUUGCUUGGAUCGUGACGCAUUUACAACAGUCGUGAACAUACCGAUAUUAAAAUUGAUGAAACUACUAUACGCCGGAAUGGAUCAGUAUACGGCAAGCUUGAUUGUUGUGGGAAGUGAAAUUUUGAACGGACAAAUCGUUGAUACCAACACGUCGUAUCUGGCAAGAAGUUUGAGAACUGUCGGGCUGAGUUUGCAGAGAGUCACAGUGGUUCCCGAUGUAGUGGAUGAUAUUGCUAAGAGAAUAAGAAGUGCCUCACAGGAAUACUCUGUUGUAUUCACAUCUGGUGGUGUUGGUCCUGCCCAUAAUGAUGUAACUUACGAAGCUGUGGCAAAGGCUUUCAGAUUGAAACUCGAAUCGCAUCAGGAGUUGGUCGACAUGUACUCUCGGAUGAAUCCUGAUCAGCAAGAGAUAAGACGACUCGCUGUCGUUCCUAAGCCUUGCAAGAUAAUUAAUGUAAAUUCUACAGAGGUUUUCCCAGUGAUAAGUGUAAAAAAUACAUACGUGCUGCCUGGUUCUCCCAAAUAUUUCGAGGCUGCGGUGAACACGAUAGUUCCUCAGCUAAAAGGACGCACGCCAUUGCACCUUGAACAUAUAAAUAUCAAAUCAAAUGAACUGUCUAUAGUGAAUAUAUUAGAUAAGCAAGCGAAGCGCUGGGACGGCAAAGUGAGAAUCGGUAGUUACCUCCAACUGGAACCACAGACUUUUACGAGGGUCACCUUGGAGGGAUCGAAGGAAGCGGUGGCCGAAGCGAAGGAGGAGAUCUUGUAUUAUCUACCAGUGCAGAAACUCGUGAACCUGGAACACGGGUUGAGUCGUUUUCAAAUGAACGCCCUUCUCGAAGAUGAUGAAGUAUACGUUAAGUGUGCGUUAGACAUAGUAAAGGAAUGCUACGAUAGAUAUAAGUCCGAUGAGGUUUUUAUAAGCUUUAACGGCGGCAAGGACUGCACAGCGGUCUUGCAUUUAGCUGCCACCGUUGCCAAGUCGCGCGAUAUCUCGCCGUUGCUCUGUCUGUACGUGACAGCGGACGCCUUUCCGGAGGUGGAGGCGUUCGUAGAAUUAGCGUCUCGGUACUACGAUUUGACGAUAGUAAGGAAACCACGACCCGUGCGAUCCGCGGUGUCGGCUCUUCUGGAAGAGAGGCAUAAUCUGAAAGCGAGUCUCAUGGGUACGAGGAAGGGCGACCCCGGCUCGGCGAAUCUGCAAUCAUUCGAGCUCACCGACCCGAACUGGCCGCGGCUGAUGCGCGUUAAUCCCAUUUUAAAUUGGUCCUACAGUCAAGUGUGGUCGUUCCUGUUGAAGCACAACGUUCCUUACUGCCCGCUCUACGACCAGGGAUACACGAGUCUCGGCAGCAGGAGCAGCACGAUGAAGAACCCCUUGCUGAAGGACCCCAACGAUCCCUCGUCCUACUUACCGGCGUACACCUUGACCGACAAGUCCGCCGAGAGAAGAGGCAGAUUAUGAUGAAGCAUCGA
Dinoponera quadriceps is the source of this 2215-nucleotide messenger RNA. RefSeq names its product FAD synthase-like. Lineage: Eukaryota; Metazoa; Arthropoda; Insecta; Hymenoptera; Formicidae. Gene Ontology annotation, molecular function: FMN adenylyltransferase activity. Bases 615 to 2204 code for a protein of 529 amino acids. The transcript has 9 exons. The record is from RefSeq and is a predicted model, not a curated record. Gene Ontology annotation, biological process: FAD biosynthetic process.